CAAAUGACAUUUUUAUAUAUAAAAAGGUUAUGAACUUUGUACAAUAAGUUACACUACUAAGAAAAUGAUAAGCAAAUUAUCAUAAAGUAUGGCGCCUGAAAGAAUGAAUGAUAAUAAUGGGAAUCAAUUAAAAAAUGUACCUAACAUCAUAACAAGUUUACCAAAUGCAUUAUCACAAUUUCCUGUUUCAAAUAUUCAAUCGGGAAAUCCUCCACCUGUACCUCCACGUCAACCAGUUCAAAAUUAUUAUGGAUUUAAUGAUAGAUUGUUUGGACCAAAUUAUUAUAAUGGAUAUGGUUUGAAUUACAAUAAUCAAUAUAGAGGAUUUAAUGGAAGUUCAUAUAAUCCAAUAUAUUCUAAUUAUAAUAAUUAUGGAAUAUUUGGUGGACAUAGUACUGAUGCUGAAAAUAGAUUUUUUCAUUAUGUUGAAGAAAAUACUAGACCAACAUUCCAUUUAAUCGAAACAAUUCUUCAUACAUUUUCAUCUAUGACAAUGCUUUUAGAAUCUACAUAUUUUGCUUUAACAAAUUCAUUUAGAGCAAUUUUAAAUGUUGCAGAAAAUAUUGAAAAAUUACGAUCAACUUUAAAUCAGUUAUUUAGCACAUUUGCUUUAAUUAAAUUUUUAAAAUGGUUAUAUAAAAAGAUUAUAUAUACUAUUGGUUCUAAAAAUCAAGAUUUAAUAAAUGAAGAAUUAUGGAGUAAAUCAUUAACAAAAAUUGAAGGUGAAAAUGUUCAUAAUUCUUCUUUUUGGUCUGGAUUUAUAAUAUUUAAUAUAUUUUUUGUAGUACCAUAUAUAAUUCAUAAAAUUUCAUAUAAUAUUAAAAACAUGCAAAUGAAAGGAAAAGAUCCAAAAGAAUGGCAUCAGAUUGAGGAACCUGCAUAUAUUGCAACAGUGCUACAUGAUUUUAUUGCAGCCAAUAACAAUGAACUCAAUAUAAAAGCUGGUCAAAAAGUUUAUCUUGCGCCUAGAAAUCUACAACCAAAAAAUUUACCAGGAUGGUGUAAAGUCAGUGAUAGUGUAAAUAUUGGUCUUAUUCCUUACAAUUACAUUAAAGUUAUAGGACAAUUGAAGAAAGUGAAAAAAAAUAAUGAAGUAAUCCAUCUAAAUGAAGAAAAAUCUUUAAUAAAUGAAAACUAUAAUAAUACUGAUUCAAAAACUAUUAAAAAUAAUAAAAAUAUUGAAAAUGAAGCAUAG
Molecule: messenger RNA, 1195 nt
Organism: Apis laboriosa (Himalayan honeybee)
Lineage: Eukaryota; Metazoa; Arthropoda; Insecta; Hymenoptera; Apidae
Gene: Pex13
Product: peroxisomal membrane protein PEX13
Exons: 5
Coding region: 89-1195 (368 amino acids)
Biological process (GO): protein import into peroxisome matrix, docking
Cellular component (GO): peroxisome; peroxisomal importomer complex; peroxisomal membrane
Molecular function (GO): protein binding
Source: RefSeq, a predicted model, not a curated record